CUACAUGUGGGUGAGGUGGAGCUUCCAUGUUCUUCUGCAGUAGACGCGUGUGAAGACACACUUCAGCCGUCCGCCUCCCAUCCGUCCACCCGACCGCUCAACCACAGGACAGUCCGCAGCCCCCAUGUGGUCCCGCACCUGAGCCCGUCGCCCACACCGUCCUAGAGCUGUUCCCGUCCCCGCGCCCUCGGAGACGACCUCCCUUCCCUUCAGCAGGUGGUUGCUUUUCCCUUCUCUUCCCCACACACUUCUCCCCCUCUCUCUUCUGCUGCGGAAAACAGGACGGCGGCAGCGAUGGCUCAGAAGAUGGACGUGUCCGCGCUGGAGGGUGAGGCUGGCGUCCUGGCGCUGCUGGAGCGCGUGGCGGGCAUCAUCGACAACGUGCAGGCGUGCCAGACGCGCAUGGAGGAGCGGCAGCUGGAGCUGGAGGCCUGCGUCAAGACCAUCCAGGCGGACGUGGCCAAGCUGACCAAGGACCACUCGGCCACCAACGGCGUGGUGGAGAAGCUCCUGGAGAAGACGCAAAAGGUCAGCUGCCACAUCAAGGACGUGCGCGUGCGCGUGGAGAAGCAGAACGAGCGCGUGAAGAGGGUGGAAGAGACGCAAGGAGAGCUGCUCUUGAAGAACAAGUUCAGAGUCGUCAUCUACCAGGGUGAUAAUGAAGUGAAGGCUGUAGCCGCCCCAAAGGCCGCCCCAAAGGAGGCCCCAAAGGAGGAGUCUGCUGACGCCCACGAGGAGCCCCCAGCGCCCCCCCCCGCCGAGUCUGAUGAGGAGUACAUGGUGGUGGAGGAGGGCGAGAACGCUGCCGCCCGCAUGAAGAAGUCGGGCCUGAAGCGCAUCGAGAGCCUGAAGCACACCUUCUCGCGCGAGAACAUGAGCAAGACCAAGGAGAACCUGGGCAGCAAGGUGGGCAAGCUGGGCGAGCGCAUCGUGACGGCCGAGCGCCGCGAGAAGAUCCGCCAGUCGGGCGAGCGCAUCAAGCAGUCGGGCGAGCGCUUCAAGGAGACCAUCACCAAGACCGUGCCCGCCAAGCUCAACCUGAAGAAGGAGCGGACUGUGGCCGAGGGCCAGGAGGGGGCCGAGGGCUCCACGGAGGGCGCCGCGCCCGUGCCCCCCGCCAAGGGCCGCAAGGCCAACGACGUCGCCUACACCGAGGUGGCGCUGGAGAAGGAGGAGGGCGCCGAGGGCAAGGGGGAGGAGUCAGAAGUGCCCAUGUACGACAUGAAGCAGCUCUCCUAAACAGGGGGGCGUGCCAGGGGGGAGGAAAUACAUGUCCUGGACUGUUUGAAUGCCGAUGGAAGUUUGUUUUGCCGAACGGGAGUUUGAUUUGAUAGUGAUUCACGCGUGGAUCAGUCAACAACUCCAAAAGGGGAAAUCCGAAGAGACGAAGGUUGGCAACUGAGUGGAAGAGAAAGCAUAAAAGAUAUAAGGGCCAGUUGGAGCUCCACAGAGAGAUGUGUUGUAUGAAGCAAAGUCGCUGUAAUAUUUAUUUGCUAGUACUUCUCUGUUAGGGGUGGGCAAGGGUAUUUGAGGAAUUCAUAUGGGAGGAAUUACAAUAACAUUUAGCUGUUUUCAUGAAGUUUUUGUCUUGUUUACACUAAAUCUAGACUCUAAGAUACAGACGAAUAAGGAGUGCUGAGGAAAUGUAUAAUUGUUCCCACUGGGUACUGGGAGAGAGCUGGAAUUUUCUGGACUUUUCUGGAAUUGGGAGAAGAAGAACCAGAUGAAAAUCAUCACCGAUUUGCAUGUUAAAUCACUGAUGAUGCAAGUUUGAAUGAACACUUUCUUUGAGGAUGGAAAGCUCACGUGUGUUUUGGGGUAAACGUGUGGUGACGAACAAUAAAACAACCUUUUUAUGUAUAACACAACUGUUAAUAGUAGAGUAUUUGAGACAUAUUAACUUACAGUGCAGUCAAUCCUGUGGUAUCAGUUUCAUACUCAUUCACGUUAUAGGAUACAAAUUUAAUUAAUAAAGAACUCUGUCAGCUGGUUUCUGAUGAGUACCCUAAAAGGAUUAACUGAAUGGUGUUGAGGAAGUUUAUAUUAGACUAUGUUGGCUAUAAAACCAGUCAUGUAGACCAGCGUAUUAGUUGGCAUCUAGCUCAUCCAGAUAGGUGGCCCAUUUGGCAGUAAGCUACUGUACACUAAAUGUCUCAAAAGGAUGAUGAGAUGUGGCCAUGUAGAAUUAGGAAGGGUCCCAUAUGUAUUAGCGGAGAAUCCUAAUGCAGAGCCUUUAGCUUGAUGCUGAACGGCAAGAGGCCCAUAUAAGGCCAUAUAAGGCCCAUAUAAGGCCCAUAUAAUAUAAUGUAAUGUUGGCUACACUGAAGAAAAUGUACUGUGACCAGGUGACCUUGCAUGCUUAGAUGUUUCUCUAAUGUAUAUAUUAUUUAAAGUAAUAGUUUACCUUUUGAAAGUGUUCUGCAUGUGUAGUUGUCUGCCACACACACGCACACGCACACGCACACACACACACACACACACACACACACACACACACACACACACACACACACACACACACACACACACACACACACAAAGUAUAAUUAGUUUCAUUAGUUGUGUUAUCUGAUAUUAUCCAGCCUUGAUUGCACUUGGUUUUGAAGUACAUGACUGUGCUAUAUUGAUGACUACUGCUAGAAUAUUAAAUUAGAAAAUUGUUUUGCAACCUAUUUAAGUAAACACCUACAUGUUUAGGAUGAGUAAUAAUAUGCUUUUUUCCUAUUUAGGUAUCACAGAUAAAAUAGUAUUCAAUGACACAAACAUAUUUUCUACUGGGCUAACAGACAAUACAAAGUCAUUAGUCAUUCAAACAAUGAACAUUUUGUGAUACUUUUUGCAUUGUUUUUAUUCUCUGGUGAUAUAUUUGGAAAACAGCUAAUAAAAAUGCAAAACAUAA
Molecule: messenger RNA, 2899 nt
Organism: Sardina pilchardus (European sardine)
Lineage: Eukaryota; Metazoa; Chordata; Actinopteri; Clupeiformes; Clupeidae
Gene: cavin4b
Product: caveolae associated protein 4b
Exons: 2
Coding region: 295-1239 (314 amino acids)
Biological process (GO): regulation of gene expression
Cellular component (GO): caveola; cytoplasm
Source: RefSeq, a predicted model, not a curated record